Messenger RNA from Sycon ciliatum, 1209 nucleotides. RefSeq names its product hydroxysteroid 11-beta-dehydrogenase 1-like protein. Lineage: Eukaryota; Metazoa; Porifera; Calcarea; Leucosolenida; Sycettidae. Gene Ontology annotation, cellular component: intracellular membrane-bounded organelle. Gene Ontology annotation, molecular function: oxidoreductase activity. The coding region runs from base 250 to 1137 and encodes 295 amino acids. The record is from RefSeq and is a predicted model, not a curated record. The transcript has a single exon.
AUCUACUCCCUGCCCCUGGCUUCCAACCAUCUUCACUCAGUCGGUAGCCUUUGCUGCAGCUGCAAGAAGCCAAGGCCUUACUAGUAACAUUCACCAAAAUUAUUGUUCGUGACUUUGAGUCCUUACUUGUUCACGCUCGUAGAGAAUCUCAGAUCAACCGCACAAGCGCAAGCCUGUAUUGACAUUCGUGAAUCAUAUUCCACAGACCUUGCCUUGAGUUUUGCCGCCGGUCAUUUUUACACUAGCAGAAUGAGAAAGUUUGUGCUGGGGUCAGUGCUGAUUGUGGGCGUGUUGGUAGCGGUGUCCCUGUACGAUACGUUUGAUCCGAAUGUGGACUUGAAGGACAAGCGAGUCAUAGUGUGCGGAGCAUCGACUGGUAUUGGUGAGCAGAUCGCCUACCUUUACGCCAGGGCUGGUGCAAGACUAGUGCUGGUUUCUCGCAGACUGCAAGUUCUACAGCAAGUGCAGGCGAAGUGUCGUGACUUGGGAGCAGCACAAGUGGAAGUGUUUGCCGGGGAUCUUUCCUUGAAGAAUACCAGCAAAGAUGUGAUUGAAUAUUCUGAGGAGAAGUUGGGAGGAAUUGAUCAUUUGAUACUGAACCACAUCGUGUCCUAUUAUACCCUGUGGACAAGUGACGCCGACUUGGAUUUUGCCACAAAACUGGUACAAAUAGAUCUCCUUAGCUAUGUCUACUUGACAACGUAUGCUCUGCCGGCACUGGAGGAUAGCCAUGGGGUUGUCGUAGCUGUUUCCUCAUCAGCGGGUCUCUGGCCAUCGCCACUGACGCAUAUCUAUGCGGCAAGCAAGCACGGCUUGCACGGUUUCUUUGGCUCACUGCGGCAGGAUUUGAUGAUCCAGAAGUCCAACGUGUCCAUCUCGCUAGUUCCACUAGGUCUGUUUGGCUCAGACAACGCCAAAACUAACACCAAGACCAAGUUACCAGAUAUCAUGAAGCUGUACGGAGAGCCCGCCGACGCUGCCUGGGCCAUUGGACGAGCGGCUGCGUUGCGUCUGAGAGAGUACAACUAUCCCUACUUGGAAACAAAGUUCGUGCAGUGGCUCUACAUGCUGUUCCCGACUGUAUGCGAUCGCCUUCUGGUCUACAUGUUUGAGUUCAAUGCCCCUUCCACUAUAUGAGGUGAAUCUGGUGAAGCCCAUUGCAAUCAUUCUGAUCAUGUCUAUGAUUAUGAACCGUAUCUCGUUCAUGAU